Molecule: messenger RNA, 2891 nt
Organism: Spinacia oleracea (spinach)
Lineage: Eukaryota; Viridiplantae; Streptophyta; Magnoliopsida; Caryophyllales; Amaranthaceae
Exons: 16
Coding region: 58-2406 (782 amino acids)
Molecular function (GO): S-adenosylmethionine-dependent methyltransferase activity
Source: RefSeq, a predicted model, not a curated record
UAACAGUUGCACACUUGCACAGUCCUGCUAAAACCCCACGCAGAAGAAGAAAGAAAAAUGGGGAAGAAGAAGAGCAGCCAAAACCCUAAACCCCAACAACAACAACAAGACGACCUACUUUCAACCUUAGGAGACUUCACCAAGAAAGAGAAUUGGGACAAAUUCUUCACUCUUCGAGGCGCAGAUGAUUCAUUCGAAUGGUAUGCUGAUUGGCCUCAGCUCAAACCUCCUCUUUUCUCUCUCCUCUCUCCAUCAUCAUCUUCAUCGUCUUCGUCGGAGAAGUUGCAGAUUUUGGUUCCUGGUUGUGGCAACUCUAAACUCUCAGAGCAUCUCUACGAUGCCGGAUUUCACGACAUUACCAACCUCGAUUUCUCUAAGGUUGUCAUCUCCGAAAUGCUUCGCAGAAAUGUCAGAGACCGGCCUCGGAUGCGGUGGCGUGUCAUGGACAUCACUUCUAUGCAGUUAGCUGAUGGGACUUUUGAUGUCGUUCUGGAUAAAGGGGGAUUAGAUGCAUUGAUGGAGCCAGAGUUUGGUUCGAAGCUGGGUGACCAAUAUCUAUCAGAGGUGAAGAGGGUUUUAAAACCAGGAGGGAAGUUUAUCUGUCUCACAUUAGCGGAAUCUCACGUCUUAGGAUUACUUUUCCCCAAAUUUAGGAUUGGGUGGAAAAUAACUCUUCAUUGCAUACCUCAGAAACCGUCUAGUAAGCCUAGCCUUAAUACAUUCAUGGUGGUGGCUGUAAAAGGCGACUCUUCGGUUGUGGAUGAGAUAGUGUCAUCUUUUGACCAAUCCUCAAUUGACUGCAACAAAGAACAGGUUCGAGGACUCAAUGCUGCACUAGAAGCUGAAAAUGAAGUUCGCAAAGCACAUUUGGAUGGUUCUGAUUUAUUGUACUCUCUUGAAGAUCUGAAACUAGUGGCUAAGGGUGAUCUGAUGGAGCUUACUCCUGGUCGACGUGUUCAAUUGAUUUUGGGUGGAGUAGGCUCCCUUUUUCGUUACAGAGCUGUGGUUCUAGAUGCUCAACCACAGUCUCUCCCCUACUCAUACCAUUGUGGAGUUCUACUUGUGCCCAAGGAUAGGGUUCGUGAAUGGCUAUUUUCCUCGGAAGAAGGGCAAUGGAUGGUGGUUGAGAGUGCAAAGGCUGCUCGACUGAUAAUUAUUUUUUUGAACUCCAGUCAUGCUAACCUCAGGAUGGAAGAAAUUCAGAAAGAUCUCUCUCCUCUCGUGAAGCUGUUGGAACCUGAGAACCAUGACAGUGGGGCACAAAUUCCGUUUAUGACUGCUGGUGAUGGGAUCAAGCACCGAGAAAUUGUUCAUGAGGUCACUUCUAAAUUAACUGGCCCAGUAGUCGUCGAGGAUGUUAUAUAUGAAAAUGUCGACGAUCAUCUUGCUUCCGUCUGCCCAUCAAAGGAACCUGUAUUCCGUCGACUUAUUUUCCAAAGGACUGAGAGUCUAGUUCAAUCAGAAGCAUUGCUUAUUAAUAAAAGAUCUGAGGUAUGUAACGGUGAAACUGGAAGGAAGAAAUCCACCACAACUACGAAAUCUAAGUUUAAAGAAAAGGAGAAGCCAAAGCAAUCUGAACAGUCUAAGAUAGGCGAGCUGAACAACAAUGUGGAAGUUGAUCACACCUUUGUGGCUAGCUCAUACCAUACAGGAAUUGUUGCUGGAUUCACGCUGAUCUUACCUUACUUAGAAAGUAUGGUAUCUAGUGAGGAAAAAGUUCAAACUGUUGUAAUUGGUCUUGGAGCUGGUCUGCUUCCAAUGCUUCUCCACAAGUGUAUGGACUUCCUGCAAGUUGAGGCAGUUGAAUUGGAUCCGGUGAUGUUAAGUCUUGCAAAAGAUUACUUCGGUUUUUGUGAAGAUGAGCGUUUAAAGGUUCACCUUGCUGAUGGGGUUCAGUUUCUCAAAAAUCUUACCAUUUCCAGUCUCCAAGAAGGGGUUAAUAUCACUGGAUCCAAGGAGAGUAUUAGUGGUAGUAGUCUUGGUGCAUCUAAUGUGAGACACCAGCCUGUCCAGAAAUUUGACAUAAUUGUAGUUGAUGUAGAUUCAUCAGAUUCAAGCUCUGGAUUAUCUUGCCCUGCUGCUGAUUUCGUAGAAGAUUCUUUUUUUGCUACUGUAAAGGAUGUCCUUUCUGAGCAGGGGCUUUUCGUCAUUAAUUUGGUCUCAAGAUCUCCUUCCAUAAAGGAAGUGAUUGUAUCAAGGAUGAGAACGGUUUUUAGUCACCUUUACUGCCUUCAACUUGAGGGUGAUGUGAAUGAAGUUGUUUUUGCUGCAAACUCAAAUACGCGUGUUAUGGAUGAAAACAUUUCUGAAGCAGCAAUCCAGUUUCAGAAGUUGUUGAAAUUUGACAAUCCACAGCGAAGCCAAGGCAUUGUGGAUAUGGCUAAGCAAAUCAAGCGCCUAAAGUGAUACUUUGCUCAACGAAUGGAAUUUUGCUGAUUCAAGCACGUUCCCAUCAACCAAUGCAUAUACUGAGACUGGAGUCGGCUUGGUAGCUGAAUUCGUUCAACUCAUAUGGUUCCGAACUUCCAAGCUCGCAAAUUCAAGAGGUGAAAUUUUGAACAAUUUAUCAGAAAAAAAAGAAGCGACAGAGAUACUGUAUCGGGCCUUGAUGAAAAUUGCUUUGCUUGUAAUCCGUACUACAUGUUUGCUAGUUUCGUGUAAUGACCCUCAGAGAGUCAGAGGUAGCCACAUAGCUUCCUAGUUUGUUGCUUCUCUUUUCUUCCAUCAACUUAAUUCAUUCUCUUUUUGCCACCAGUUUUCCGGCUUGGUAAAUAGUGAACAUGAACAGAGGUAACCCGAUUUCGGUCAUGAUAGAUACUCUGUACUUCUAAGAUACUAUCACAUUCAAAUAUCCCAAGUACGUAGUAAUACAAUUAUGAUAUUUGUAUAAA